CCUUAACUUGCUAGAAUUCCCCUUAUGAAAAUGAGUUAUAAUAGAUUAGAUAAAACUAAAACAUAACCAAAAAUAAAUAAUCUGUUGAUCUUUGUGACUGUAUUAGUAAUUGAAUAAGUGUUGCGAUAUAAGCAUUUUAGUAACAAUGGCAAACUACAAAAUUCUUUCUGAAGAAGCUUUAGAACAAUUAGUUUGUUCCAAUUGCAACAAAUACUUAUCAUUUGGGAGUCCAAAAAUUGGAAGCAAUAAAAUCAUCUGUCAACGUUGUGACCAAAAAGAGUGCAUUUUACCGUUUUUUAACAACGAUAUAUUCACGUAUUUAUUUCCGUGUAUUAAUCGUUUUGACAACUGUAACGAAUUAAUUUGUUACACACAAGUUGAAGAACAUGAAAAAAGGUGUAAAAUUGUUGGUAACCAUCGAUGCAGCGAGUGUAAUUACACGGGAAAUGGUUGUCAAUUAUAUCACCAUUUCCUAAAAAAACAUCCCAACAACUUUUUAAAAUAUCCCGAAUUUAGAAUCGAUGUAACCGAAAAGAAAAAUUGGAAUUAUUUAUAUCGGAUUGGGAACCACUUCUUUUUGAUUAGAUACCAAUUUAUGGCACCUGAUAAUGCUCUGAAAUUGUUCGUAAAAUGCAUAGGACGAAACGAAGAAACAACCAAAUUUCAAAUUAUUUUAACAUCAUUGGUCCGAGAUAAGGAAUAUUUUCAAUCUAGUGAGAAAAAUUAUCUUGAAGAAAAAAUCGAUAUUUUGAAACAUUUAGAAGAAAACACAGAGAAUUUGGUGACGUGCCAAUUGAAAGUGAAAGUGGGUGGAGAUCUAUUUACGUAAAAUACUAACAACAAUAAUAACAUCAACAGAAACCAAAACACUGAAAGUCAAAAUGAAGAAAUAGUGAAAGCUCUCAAACAAAACCUCUUCCCCAAAUUGCGAUGCUUCUGUGGCAGUUUCGUGCUCCCCCCAAUUAAGAAAUGUCCUGCCAACCACGUGCAAUGCGAGAUUUGCACCAACUCAUACUGUCCCAUUUGCGACGACGUUGUGAAUUGGUCGCGAGCUCCCGAUUUGGAGGCCUUCCAUAAUAUUAUCCCUCUCCCCUGUCGCUGGCAGUGCGGAAUGCUACUACUCCAUUCGGAAUUGCGUUCACACGAAAAAACUUGUGAGAAAAGACGUUAUAAGUGUAUAGAAAAGUGGUGUUCAUGGAGUGGAAGUUUACAGGAUCUUAUGAGCCAUUGGCACAGUUCUGAACCUGUAUAUGACAGUGUUCACCAAGUGUAUGGCUUCAGUGAAGGCCUCGUUGAAUUUUAUUUACUAUACAACAAUGAACUGUUUUAUUUAAGAAUGGAACCGUUGAAGAGUUCAGGUCGAAAUUUUCAUGUGAGAAAAGUUUCAAAUGUGGAUUCGAGAAAUGAAGUUUACUCGGCAAGGGUAGUGCUGAGGCAUAGCUGCGAUGGGAUGACAAAAGAGAAAAAGGCGACACUUAAAUUUGGAGGAAUUACUUUGUUGAAAAGAAAUUAUUUUAAAUAUUUUGGGGAGUGCAAAAAUUAUAAAAUUAUUUUUAACCUGAAACUUGCGUCGUAGGGGAUUUGCCUGAUUUUGUCAGUAUAACCGCUUAUCAUUUUUUAACAAUAAUUAGAUAAAAAUUGGGGGAUAAUAAAAAAUAAAUUGAGUUUGAUUAAUUUUAUUUUGUUACCAAUGCACAAGUAUCACAAUCGGAGGUUGUAACACGCGUUUUUAUACAAUUUUUUCUACUGAGCACUUUUUAAAUUAAAUUUAUUAUUAAAUUUGCCAGUUAAAAUUUUUCACAGUUGACGUAUGUGGUUUUCAAAUUGCUCAAAAAUAGCUUAAAUUGCAUUAAUUUAAUACGUUGAAAUGCAACAAUUUCUUCUUACUUAUAAACGACAGUCUAUGGCCGGUGAUGGCCAAAGUAUUGCAUAAAAUGUCGUCAAAAAACAGUGUUACAAAGUUCUUAUUGUGACACCGAAAUAGAAAAAAUAUUUCUUCGUCUUUUUUAGGUAAAAAACAACAGUACACAAAGUAC
Messenger RNA from Tribolium madens (black flour beetle), 2036 nucleotides. RefSeq lists its product as uncharacterized. Gene Ontology annotation, cellular component: cytoplasm. Gene Ontology annotation, biological process: proteasome-mediated ubiquitin-dependent protein catabolic process; multicellular organism development. The transcript is spliced from 2 exons. Gene Ontology annotation, molecular function: ubiquitin conjugating enzyme binding; ubiquitin protein ligase activity; zinc ion binding. The record is from RefSeq and is a predicted model, not a curated record. Lineage: Eukaryota; Metazoa; Arthropoda; Insecta; Coleoptera; Tenebrionidae.